AUGGCAUCUGACAACAACUACGAGUUAGUUUCCAUCAAUGACGACGUUCAUUUAAUUCGGCUCCCCCACAGACGGCGGAGCUGGGCGUACCCUAUCCCGGGAAAUUGGGAGAGUAUCAUUGGAUACCGACAGUCGAUUGGGUCGCUGACGGACGACGACCUCUCUGUCGCUCCAAGCGACCUCGACCUACGUUCAGCACCUCCAUCAGAGGUCGAUGUCGCGGAAUUGCCGAGGUUUGAACCCGAGACCGAUAAUUUGGGGGAGGCGGAUGAUGAGGUAGAAGAGUUUGAAGAAGACGACGAACCUUUGCCGCCUCGUACCAUCAUCCCUCUCCUACACAGGGAGAGGAACGAUCUUGAACCCAAGGCAGAGAGUUUGGGAGAUGGAAACGAGGAGGAAUUUGAAGAGAACGACGAAGCUUUGCCUCCUCGGACCAUCAUCCCUCACCCUGCGCGGGAGAGGAGCGAGUUUGAUGUUGCCAAGCAGGUCGUCUUCGGUCUGCGGACCCGGAAGGGUGGCCGAGUUGUGGUCGACACCUCGGACGACGAGAACGAGGAUAAUCCAGCAAGAAAAUCAUCUACCCGCCUAGAUGCGCUCCCCAGCUGGGAGCACAACUCGCUGCCUAGCAAGGAGAGCGCAGCGUCGACCUCCAAGCAGACCUCAACCGGAAUCACACGAAACACCGUUGGUCGUGGCCCCCAAAGGAUGGGAGACCACGACUCAUCUGUCAAGUAUGACUCCGCUGCCAAAGGGAAAGGCAAAUCGAGUCAGAACCUUGCACCAAGAGCGCGCAGCAUCCCCCAAACACCAGCGCCUCCCGCCGAGACAAGUGAUACCGGAGAACCGAGCGCCCAGGGGCAGAACGAGCCAGUGAAAGGACCGAACGAGUACGCGGUCCCCAUCGAUGUCCUCCACCGACUUCUUGGCGGAGUUCGGACGGAGGAUAUCGACAAGGAGUUCUUCCCAGCGAGCCAGGCAGCUCGCGUUGAGAAUGGGAGGUACACAUGCCUCGUUCGGGGAAAGAUUACGACGGAGGGCAAGGCCGUAUGGCAGAAGACCCACGGUACCUCCUGUGGGUCGUCGGUUGCGACACCUGACUCGUACCGACGCCAUAUCAUCGAGAGACACCUCGGUGUCAAGAGGGGCGAUGGCAAUCAGGACAAACGCAUCGAACAACGUAUCAAGAGCCACAACGAGGCAGUAAAGGAAACGAAAAAGAAGAGGAAAAUGAGCGAUGACAGCGACGCAAGUACGGAUGAUGACCGCCAUCAGCCGUCCAAGAAGAUGAAGAAGGUGGUGGAUGAUAUGUAG
This is a messenger RNA of Serendipita indica DSM 11827, 1311 nucleotides long. Lineage: Eukaryota; Fungi; Basidiomycota; Agaricomycetes; Sebacinales; Serendipitaceae. The record is from the annotation of a GenBank genome assembly.